CUCGCGAAAGUCGGUCAGGGGACGUUCAGCCGCGUGUACAAGGCGUCGGACUUGAACGAGGGCGGGGAGCCGUGCGCGCUGAAGGAGAUUCGGUUGGAGCGCGCGGACAAGGACACGCUCUCGUUGGUGGCGCGAGAGAUAAUGAUGCUGCGAAAACUGGGCGACCACGACAACGUCGUGAAUCUGCGCGCGAUCGCGGUGGACUCGAACGACGCCGCGGCGAUAUAUCUCGUGUUUGAGUACCUCCCGCACGACCUCGCCGGGUUGAUGUCCUCGCGCGCGUCGAGGAUGCGAGAGAAGAAGAAAGGAGGCGGCGGCGGCGGCGGCGACGACGACGACGACGGCGGCGACGUCGCCGCGGGUCGCGUGUUGUCCCCAGGGGAGGUCAAACACGUCGCGAAGCAGCUCCUGAAAGCGCUCGCGCACUGCCACGCCGCGGGCGGGAUGCACCGCGACGUGAAGUGCAGCAACCUGCUCGUGGACGACACCGGAGACGUCAAGCUCGCGGAUUUUGGCCUAUCCCGCACGCCGAGAGACGCGGAACCGCUGACGAACCACGUCGUGACGCUGUGGUACCGUCCCCCGGAGCUGCUGCUCGGCGCGAGGCGAUACGACAGCAAGGUGGACGUGUGGUCCGCCGGGUGCGUCCUCGCGGAGCUGCUGUGGGGCGAGCCGAUAUUACCCGGUCGCACGGAGGUGGAACAGCUGCACUUGAUCUUCAAGCUCGUCGGCAGCGAGGGAAGCGCGCGGCUCGCGGAGAAGUGCAAGGGGUUCGCGCCGACGUCCAAGGUGAAGGAGUACCCGCGCGCGCUCGAGGAUCGGUUCGGCGUGCUGACGGAGCGGUUCGACGCGAACGCGCUGGAUCUCGUCUCGAGGCUGCUGUCUUUGGACCCGGACGACCGACCGACCGCGGCGGAGGCGGCGCGGCACCCGUACUUC
Micromonas pusilla CCMP1545 is the source of this 939-nucleotide messenger RNA. RefSeq lists its product as uncharacterized. Gene Ontology annotation, molecular function: RNA polymerase II CTD heptapeptide repeat kinase activity; ATP binding. Gene Ontology annotation, biological process: positive regulation of transcription elongation by RNA polymerase II; protein phosphorylation. The record is from RefSeq and is a predicted model, not a curated record. Gene Ontology annotation, cellular component: nucleus; cyclin-dependent protein kinase holoenzyme complex. Lineage: Eukaryota; Viridiplantae; Chlorophyta; Mamiellophyceae; Mamiellales; Mamiellaceae. The annotation marks the transcript as partial. The transcript has a single exon.